Molecule: messenger RNA, 791 nt
Organism: Cygnus atratus (black swan)
Lineage: Eukaryota; Metazoa; Chordata; Aves; Anseriformes; Anatidae
Gene: LHFPL3
Product: LHFPL tetraspan subfamily member 3
Exons: 4
Coding region: 1-657 (218 amino acids)
Biological process (GO): sensory perception of sound
Cellular component (GO): plasma membrane
Source: RefSeq, a predicted model, not a curated record
AUGCUCCCGGCUCAGGAGGCGGCCAAGAUCUACCACACCAACUACGUGCGGAACUCGCGAGCCAUCGGCGUGCUCUGGGCCAUCUUCACCAUCUGCUUUGCCAUCGUCAACGUGGUGUGCUUCAUCCAGCCCUACUGGAUCGGGGACGGCGUGGACACCCCGCAGGCGGGCUACUUCGGGCUCUUCCACUACUGCAUCGGCAACGGCUUCAGCCGGGAACUCACCUGCCGGGGCAGCUUCACGGACUUCUCCAGCCUGCCCUCGGGAGCCUUCAAAGCUGCCUCCUUCUUCAUCGGGCUCUCGAUGAUGCUCAUCAUCGCCUGCAUCGUCUGCUUCAUCCUCUUCUUCUUCUGCAACACGGCCACCGUCUACAAGAUCUGCGCCUGGAUGCAGCUCACCUCGGCUGCCUGUCUCGUCCUGGGUUGUAUGAUUUUUCCUGAUGGCUGGGAUUCAGAUGAGGUAAAACGGAUGUGUGGUGAAAAGACAGACAAGUACACGCUGGGGGCUUGUUCAGUCCGCUGGGCUUAUAUCCUGGCUAUUAUUGGAAUCUUGGAUGCCCUGAUCCUCUCAUUUCUGGCAUUUGUGCUUGGCAACAGACAAGACAGCUUGCUAGCAGAGGAGCUCAAGUUGGAAAACAAAGAUGAUGGAAAUGCUUAAAACAAGUUAAGGUAGUGUGACACAGACUAAUCCUUAAUGGCAAUCAUGCUAGCACCGUGAGACCUGAAGUGCUCCUCUUCUUAAUCACAGCACUUUUAGAAGAAAAUGAUCCUCUGAAAGACUAGAAACAGAAA